GUUUCUCUCGCAUCAGAGAGGCGGAAGCGGCUUCGGUGACUCGGUGGGGGUCAAAGUCUGCAGAGAUGGAGCUGAAGGAGCGGGUCACCGCGGCUCUCAGGAGUCUCUCCGGUAAAGUGGAGCUCUCCCGGUUACCGAUACCGAAGUCUCUGCCGAAGGCGUCGGUGCUGAUCCCCCUGCUGCUGCAGGACGGAGAGCUGCGGCUCCUGCUCACCGUGCGCUCCAUACACCUCAGUCAUCACGCUGGUGAAGUGUGUUUUCCAGGAGGAAAGUGUGAGUCUUCAGACAGAGAUGAUGUUCACACAGCGCUGCGAGAGGCGGAAGAGGAGAUCGGCCUUCCAGCGGACGCAGCGCAGGUCAUCGCUACACUCUUCCCUGUCAUCAACAAGGCGGGUCUGCUGAUCACGCCGGUGGUGGCCUUCAUCCAGAGCUCCUUCAGGCCCAGCAUCAACCCACAGGAGGUCAGUGAGGUGUUCACGCUGCCGCUGGACUUCUUCACGCGAGCGGACCAUCAUUCGGGAUACCCCGUGCCCAGCGUGUUCGGUCCCACACACAGCUUCAUGUACACGGAUCCGGCUAGCGGUCGCGUGCAUCAGAUCUGGGGUCUGACCGCGGCUCUGGCCAUCACGGUGGCGGCGAUCGGUUUGCAGAAAACGCCGGAGUUCCAGACGGGCUUCGAUCUGGAGGAUCCAGUGUCUACAUUCAGGAGCGCACUGCAGCGCAGGCUGAGCAAGUUAUGAGCAUGUGCUGUUGAACAAGCUCAUGUAAACACAGCAGAGUGUGAAUAUAUCCAUUAAUUAAUUAUACUUUUAUAAACACACUUGAUAAUGAAGCACUGUGAUUGACAUUCUCAUGUCAUCAAAGGGGGAAAGCCCCGCCCACUAGUGCCCAUCAUCUCCAUCUCAUUAGCAUAAACAGCAGCCCUGACUGACAAAAGCAUGAAGCACACACUCACACUGAAGCACACCUGACCAGCACUGACAACACACACACUGCUGUUUUACAUCUGUCACUAUGCUGAUGCACAGGCUUCUGUAGCACAGAGGAGCUGAUGCACAGAGGAGCUCCGCCCUCUUCUGAAUCUCAUUUGCAUUUAAAGCAACAGUCACCAAAACACCACAAUUAGGAUCAAAUGCUGAAAGGAUCAGUUUUAGAGAGCUAGAGGACAUUAUUUGUGUGCUAUUCUCAGCUCAAACACAGCCGAGACGCAUUUACAUCUUGUAAAAGGGAACAUAAUAGGUCCCCUUUAAGGCUAGUGUGUUUUGGUGUAAAUACAGUGUGUGUCAUAUUUUAUAUGAUUUGCACUGAGCAUCUCUUUGGUCUCCUCUGAUUGGAGUCACUAUUUCAGCAGCAUUACAUACUUCAAUCCAGUAAAAUAGUAUGUUUUUAUAGAGUUUAAAGGGACAGUGUGCAAUGUUCUCCACUAGAGGGAGCGUUUUCACAACCAGCAAACACAGCUGUGAUUUGAACAAAACACCAUUGGCUGUUUUGAAAAGGGGAGGAGCUACUUUAUGCCCCGCCCUGUCUUUAUGUAAUUUUGGUUAUAUUUUAUAUGCAGGUGCUAUAAUUUGGCAGUGUUGCUAAUUUUUGCACAUUAUACUUUUCUGUUUUGUUAAUGUGCAUUUCCUUCCCAAAUUAACCUAAAAAAUUAAAUCACCAUUAAAUGGGUUUUUCCUGGUUUGAGAUAUUGCUCAAUAACAAUAAAGGACUUAAACUUCAUUACAUCGUGAUUAAAGGCGCAGUAUGUCAUUUUCUCCAUCAGAGGGAGUGUGUUCACAACAAACAAAGGCAGAGAUGUGAUGUAACAAGUCACUAUUGGCUUUUCUUUUGAAAAGGGGAGGAGCUACUCUAUGCACAGCCCUGUUUUAAUGUAUCAGUUGAAAUGAUGUGAAUUAUCAAAUUAAAAUGUGCAUUUAAAAGUGCUUCAGGGGAUCGUUAGAGGCACACUGUGUAAUUUUGGUCAUAUUUUUUAAUGCAGAUGCACAAUAACCUUUUUUGGUAGUUCCAUAUAUUUCUGUAUUAUUAACAUGCAUUGUCCCUGGCAUAAAAUCUAAUACAUUUUCUGUUUCAAUAGCAUUACAGAAGACUUAAUUUCACUAUAUAUUAAUGUAGAAUUGUAAAAGGUGCAAUGUGUAAUUCUGGCCACAUGAGGGCAUUAGUGGAGCGAUGCAAUGCUGUAUUCACAACAAAUCACUUUUUAUUAAUUUAAAGACAACUAAAUGAUUCUGAUACAAUUAUGCAUUUGAAAUGA
Messenger RNA from Danio rerio (zebrafish), 2251 nucleotides. Lineage: Eukaryota; Metazoa; Chordata; Actinopteri; Cypriniformes; Danionidae. The record is from RefSeq and is a predicted model, not a curated record.